Cherax quadricarinatus is the source of this 984-nucleotide messenger RNA. Lineage: Eukaryota; Metazoa; Arthropoda; Malacostraca; Decapoda; Parastacidae. The record is from RefSeq and is a predicted model, not a curated record.
AUGCGCUCGUUCUCUCAAAUUUACUUCUUUGUUUAUCAUACUUGUGCAUAUUCAAGUGUUUGCACUUCCCCAUACUCAAUUUAUUUUUCGUCUUUUUUCACAGACGAACUUCCGCAAGAGAGCAGCACUCUGGAGGGCGAGGAGUGUGAGGAGGACGAAGGUGAAGCUGCCGCCCACACGCCCCCACACCACUACGGCAACCCACACCCAUUCAGCCCAUACUCCAGGCCGCCAUACCACCCUUACCCGCCCCACUUCCCGCGACGGGGCGGCGCCCCCCACCACGGAUACAGACAUUUCGAUAAGAGGUUCGACAAAAACUUCGACAGGCAUGGCGGCUUCGACAGGUACCCCAAUGAGAACCUGAGGAACUUCGAGAACAGAGGCCCCUACGGCAAGCCUCCAUUUUACGAGCGGCACUACUACUACGACAAGUACUACGGUCGCCCGCCAUUCUGCGCGGACCCCAACUUCAAAUUUGGCUAUGUGGAGCGAGGGCGCCGCCCCUUCAGGCCGUAUGGGCGACACGGGUUCUUCCACCGGGGGUUCUCCGGGUACUUAUCUGAUGGGGGUCACCCGAAGGACCUUAACGGCUACGCGGGUCAGGAAGAGGAGGAAGAAGAGGACUGGGAAGAGAUACGAGCACUGGAGCAGAGUGGGAUGGAGGGAGGAGAGAGACCAUCACAGCCAGUACACACAGUCAUGAUCAACAAUGAGGAGUACACGAAAAUCCAGACGCCGCGGCAGGAGGUGAACUUCAAGAAAAAGCUCGCUUGACCGCAAGCAAGAUUCACUCGAUCAGGCCUCUGUCACCGGCUCCAUGACCUCCAGCAGCGGGUCGUGUAGCACCAGCGGUUGCCGAGGCGGUGACCGCACUCCAGGCAGCCCUGGCGGUAGCGGGGACCAGCUCUCCGGGGAUCAGGUGUCACUCUCAGGAUCUAUGGAGGACAAAAACACUCUCCGUGGGGGGCGACGAGCCCUCAG